Molecule: messenger RNA, 1041 nt
Organism: Penicillium alfredii
Lineage: Eukaryota; Fungi; Ascomycota; Eurotiomycetes; Eurotiales; Aspergillaceae
Product: WD40 repeat domain-containing protein
Exons: 6
Coding region: 1-1041 (346 amino acids)
Biological process (GO): spliceosomal snRNP assembly
Cellular component (GO): SMN complex
Molecular function (GO): RNA binding; protein binding
Source: RefSeq, a predicted model, not a curated record
AUGGCUUCUGAUAUUCCCAAGGUCGUCCCGCUGACGUGCCACGGACAUUCUCGUCCCGUGCCGCACUUGAGCUUUUCGUCUACUGUUGAGGAUGACCAGUACUACUUAAUCUCUGCAUGCAAAGAUAACAAUCCUAUGCUCCGGGAUGGCAUCACUGGGGACUGGAUCGGCACGUUCCUAGGCCACAAAGGUGCCGUAUGGCAAGCACGGCUCUCAGCCGAUGCCACCAUUGCAGCAACCGCAGCAGCAGACUUCUCUGCUAAGGUCUGGGACACCUACACGGGCGAAUGUCUACACACACUACAGCACGCGCACAUUGCGCGCGCUGUCGCAUUCCCCAUCCAGUCCAACCCACAAGUCCUCGCAACAGGCGGCGCGGAGAAGAAACUGCGCAUCUUCGACCUGACGCGCAGCAGCGGCGGCGGCGGUGGGAGUAGCAGCAACGGCUCCUCGCCUCCACUCCCAUCCUCUUCCACAGCCGACAACAGCUCAUCCGUGACAAGCUACGAGAUCGGGCCAGGCGUGCACGGCGGCACGAUCAAGUCCAUCAUCUGGAACCAGGACUACAACAUCGUCACCACGGCCGCGGAAGACCGCAAGGUGCGCUGGUGGGACCUCCGCUCGCGCCACCCUGUGCUCGAAUACGCCGUCGAUGGGCCCAUCGGCAGCUGCGAGCUGAACAGCCUGGCGGUACGUGCCAAUGACCCGGGCAUUUUGACCGUCGCUGCUGGCAAGAGCGUGUAUCUUUUCGAUGGCGUGCAGCCGGGCUGCCUGCUGCGCAAGGUCGAUUUCGGCUACGAGGUCGCCAGUGCUGCGGUCAAUAGCGAGUCUGGUCGCUUGGUCACGGGCAGUGCCAAUGAUACGUGGGCGCGUGUGUAUGAUCUCCACACCGAUGAGGAACUGGAAGUCCAAAAGGGUCACCAUGGCCCUAUCUGGUCCAUCAGCUUUUCUCCCGACGGCAAGCUCUACGGCACCGGCAGCGAAGACGGCACUAUCAAGCUGUGGAAGGCAUGCCGGGAGCCCUACGGGCUAUGGAGGUGA